Messenger RNA from Arachis stenosperma, 1232 nucleotides. RefSeq names its product 60S ribosomal protein L7-2-like. NCBI's taxonomy places the organism in Eukaryota, Viridiplantae, Streptophyta, Magnoliopsida, Fabales, Fabaceae. The transcript is spliced from 7 exons. Gene Ontology annotation, molecular function: RNA binding; structural constituent of ribosome. The coding region runs from base 332 to 1063 and encodes 243 amino acids. Gene Ontology annotation, cellular component: cytosolic large ribosomal subunit. Gene Ontology annotation, biological process: maturation of LSU-rRNA from tricistronic rRNA transcript (SSU-rRNA, 5.8S rRNA, LSU-rRNA). The record is from RefSeq and is a predicted model, not a curated record.
CCAACCCUAAAAAUAAAGCAAUGGCUUGUCCUAUACUUUAGUUGGUUUCCACACUUUUUCUUAUUAUAUAUACGUCAUGUAAGAUCCUCCUAACCCUAGCCGUCACUCUCAAACCCUCUCCUCUCACGGUCUCAUCAUUCACCACCGCCGACCGCCACAUCCUACCCCCUCAGCCCCUCACCGCCAACGCUAAGAUCCUCCCCUCUCACUCUCGACGUCACCGCUCACUACAGCAGUGAGUCGUCGCCGUCUUCCAGUGUUCGCCAUCUUCGCCGGUCUUCGCGUCUGCGCCUCUUCUUCGUUUUCGCCAACAGCUGCUCUGCUCUCCGAGAUGGGUGAGGAGGUGAAAGCAAUUGUUCCCGAGUCUGUGCUUAAGAAGCAGAAAAGGGAGGAGGAAUGGGCCUUGAAGAAAAAGGAGGAGCUGAAUGCUGGAAAGAAGAAGAGAGCUGAGAGCCGCAAGCUCAUUUACAGCAGGGCAAAGCAAUAUGCAAAGGAAUACCAGGAGCAGGAAAAGGAGCUGAUCCAAUUGAAGCGGGAAGCAAAGCUGAAAGGUGGAUUCUAUGUUGAUCCAGAGGCUAAACUCCUGUUUAUCAUCCGCAUCCGUGGUAUCAAUGCCAUGGACCCCAAGUCAAGAAAGAUCUUGCAGUUGUUGAGGUUGAGACAGAUCUUUAAUGGUGUAUUCCUCAAGGUUAACAAAGCAACCAUGAAUAUGCUGCACAGGGUAGAGCCGUAUGUUACAUACGGGUAUCCCAAUCUGAAGAGUGUUAGAGAAUUAAUUUACAAGAGAGGCUAUGGAAAAGUUGAUAAGCAGAGAAUUGCUUUGACAGACAACGCCAUCAUUGAACAGACAUUGGGGAAGCACGGAAUUAUAUGCGUUGAAGAUCUGAUCCACGAGAUAAUGACAGUUGGUCCUCACUUCAGAGAAUCCAACAACUUCCUAUGGCCCUUCAAAUUGAAGGCUCCAUUGAGUGGUUUGAAGAAGAAAAAAAAUCAUUUUGUUGAAGGAGGUGACGCAGGUAACAGGGAAGCUUACAUAAAUGAGCUUAUUAGAAGGAUGAAUUAAUUUACUUUUUUGUUAUAUGGUCAUUAGUAUUAUAAAAUCAUUAAGGAUAAGAUGUUUUUUUCGUUCUUUUAGUUUUGGUUUGGAAAGAAUCUUUGUUAUUUUGACUAAUGCUUGAACCGAUGAGGAUGUUAUGAUUUUUACUUUAUUGUUCAAUUCUGAUUUUUGAUCA